Molecule: messenger RNA, 4043 nt
Organism: Nomascus leucogenys (northern white-cheeked gibbon)
Lineage: Eukaryota; Metazoa; Chordata; Mammalia; Primates; Hylobatidae
Gene: GSTM3
Product: glutathione S-transferase mu 3
Exons: 8
Coding region: 244-912 (222 amino acids)
Biological process (GO): glutathione metabolic process
Molecular function (GO): glutathione transferase activity
Source: RefSeq, a predicted model, not a curated record
GGUUGGUUCUGAGAAGGCUUCAAAGAGAAGGGAGACAUUUCAGCAAGGCUGCUGAGGAAGGAUAGGCUGUGGAAAUUAGGAUGCAGCGCUCCUGCCUGGGUCCCGCCUUGGGGUCGCCAGGCCCUGAACCCCAACGCCGGCAGAAGUCGCGCCUGCGCACGGCCCUGUGGAGCCGCGGAGGGAGGGGACGGAGAACGGGGCGGAGGCGGAGUCAGGGCGCCCGCGCGUGGGCCCCGCCCCCUUAUGUCGGGUAUAAAGCCCCUCCCGCUCACAGUUUCCCCAGUCCUCGAAGGCUCGGAGGCCCGUCACCAUGUCGUGCGAGUCGUCUAUGGUUCUCGGGUACUGGGAUAUUCGUGGGCUCCUGACUAUGAUCGAAGCCAAUGGCUGGAUGUGAAAUUCAAGCUAGACCUGGACUUUCCUAAUCUGCCCUACCUCCUGGAUGGGAAGAACAAGAUCACCCAGAGCAAUGCCAUCUUGCGCUACAUCGCUCGCAAGCACAACAUGUGUGGUGAGACUGAAGAAGAAAAGAUUCGAGUGGACAUCAUAGAGAACCAAGUAAUGGAUUUCCGCACACAAUUGAUAAGGCUCUGUUACAGCUCUGACCACGAAAAACUGAAGCCUCAGUACUUGGAAGAGCUACCUGGACAACUGAAACAAUUCUCCAUGUUUCUGAGGAAAUUCUCAUGGUUUGCCGGGGAAAAGCUCACCUUUGUGGAUUUUCUCACCUAUGACAUCUUGGAUCAGAACCGUAUAUUUGACCCCAAGUGCCUGGAUGAGUUCCCAAACCUGAAGGCUUUCAUGUGCCGUUUUGAGGCUUUGGAGAAAAUCGCUGCCUACAUACAGUCUGAUCAGUUCUUCAAGAUGCCCAUCAACAACAAGAUGGCCCAGUGGGGCAACAAGCCUAUAUGCUGAGCAGGAGGCAGACUUGCAGAGCUUGUUUUGUUUCAUCCUGUCCCUAAGGGGUCAGCACUCUUUCUUUGCUCUUUUCAAUAAAUAGCACUUAACGUUACUGGCGUCCAGCUGAAUUUCUCUUGGGUAUAAAGGCUAAAAGGGAAAAAGAAUAUGUGGAGAAUCAUCAAGAUAUGAAUUGAACCACUGUGAUGCUGGCAUUUCCCUACUCCCCAACUGAGUUCAAGGGCUGUAGGUUCAUGCCCAAGCCCUGAGAGUGGUUACUAGAAAAAAAGAGAUUGCACAGUUGGAGAGAGCAGGUGUGUUAAAUGGGACUGGAGUCCCUGUGAAGACUGGGUGAGGAUAACACAAGUAAAACUGUGGUACUGAUGGACUUAACUGGAGUUCAGAAACCAUCCUGUGUACACCUGGGAGUUUAGUGUGAUAAAGGCAGUAUUUCAGACUGGUGGGCUAGCCAAUAGAGUUGGGACAAUUGCUUACUCAUUAAAAAUAAUAGAGCCCCACUUGACACUAUUCACUAAAAUUAAUCUGGAAUUUAAGGCCCAACAUUAAACACAAAGUUGUUGAAAUAUUGAUGAAAAUGUAAGAAUUUUUGUGACCACAGGAUAGGAGAAGUUUCUUUAAAGAUGUAAAAAGAAAAAACCAUAGGCUGCUCUGCCUGUGGAGUAGCCAUUCUUUAUUCUUUUACUUUUUUAAAUAAUAACAGAAUCACAAAGGAAAGAGUUACCAAUUGAAUAGGAUCAAAUUCUGCAACUUUUCCUAAGGCACCCACAAAUAAUAAGUGAGACAAAAAGCACUAGUAUAAAGAUUAUAUAAAGACCUAUAAAUCAUUAAGACAAUUGAGUUUUUAAAAAUGGACAAAAUCGAUGAACAAUUUAUAAAAUAGAAAUAUGGCCAAAAAUGUCUAAAAGAUGUUUAUAAUGUAAGGAAUUAUAAAUUACAACAGUGAGAAACCAUAUUUCCUUCUACCCGAUGAGUAAAAAGUAUCUAAAGUGUUGGCAAGGCUUAGGAAAGUGAUAUGCAUUUCCUGCUGGUCAACUUGUAAAUUAGUAUAGCUACUUUGGAGGACAAUUCUAAAAUUUAAAUCAUAUCCUAUGACCCAGCAAUUCCAUGCUAUAAAAACUCAUCCAUGGCCGGGCUUGGUGGCUCACGCCUGUAAUCCCAGCACUUUGGGAGGCUGAGGCAGGCGGAUCACGAGGUCAAGAGAUUGAGACCAUCCUGGCCAACAUGAUGAAACCCCGUUUCUACUAAAAAUACAAAAAUUAGCUGGGCAUGGUGGCAUGUGCCUAUAGUCCCAGCUACUCAGGAGGCUGAGGCAGGAGAAUUGUUUGAACCUGGGAGGCAGAGGUUGCAGUGAGCCGAGAUCACGCCACUGCACUCCAGCCUGGCUACAGGGCAAGACUCUGUUCUGUCUCAAAAAAAAAAAAAAAAAAACUCACUCAAAGAGGCAUAUACUAAGAUGUUCACUGUGGCAUUGUUUGUAAUGACAAAUAAGUGGAAACCAUGUAAAUACCUGUCAAUACUAUGGAGUACCACAUGGCAACAGAAGAAUGAGACUGAACUGUGUGAACUAACAUGCAAAGAUCCCCAAAACAGGCCAGGUGUGGUUGCUCACAGCUGUAAUAACAACACCUUCAGAGGCUGAGGUGAGAGGGUCAGUUGAGGCCAGGAGUUUAAGACCAGCCUGGGCAACAUAGUGAGACCCCUGUCUCCCCCCAAAAAUUUUUUAAUUAGCUGGGCACAGUUGCUCAUGCAUAGUCCCAGCUACCCAGGAGGCUGAGGUGGGAGGAUCACUUGAGCCCAGGAAUUUGAAGCUGCAGUGAGCUGUGUUCUUGCCACUGCACCCCAACCUGGGUGACUGAGCAAGACCCUGUCUCUUAAAAAAAUAAAAAAGAUCUCCAAGCAUAGAGAAGAGUCUGGAGGGAAACACCAAACUCAUAACAGGCUUACUACAGGCAAGUGGGAUAAAGGCCCAGACUCCAUGGUGGAAGUUAAAGGGCAUUUCCAAGUUAAGGCUAAGACUUGCUCUUCUAAGAGAAUGUACUCAUGCAUUGCUUGUGUAGUAGAAACUAGUUUUUAGAAAAGAAAGCAAACUUAAGAAACACUGACUCCUGUGGAGAUGACUUGGCACCACUCUCCUUUCACAGAACAGAGUCUGAAAAGACUUCAGAGACAGGCCUGUGGGCCAGAUUGCCAUCCCCUAUGGACCAGAAGCCAAGGAUCUCUCUAGUGAUGGUCAGAGGGCCCAAAUGGCAGGGAUACCCAGUGAUGUCAGGAGGAGUGUUACAGACAGAAGGUGCUAAGCAGACAAUUCAACUGCCAUGUUUUGCCACCCCCUGUGAGCAGGGAUUAGGUGUUCAGGCCAGUAUCUUGGGCAUGGGGAGCCUUUGGCCAGAAGAGGUAUAAAGCUCAGAAGUUUUUCAGUCUGAUAACUAUUGAUAUAAUUUCCAUAGUGUGGGGGAGCGGUAUGCUCUACCCUUGUGUAUUUAAGUCAGGCCAGAGAAAUUGAGGAUGCCCCUGGGGCUAGAUCGAUGAUAUGACCAGAAAUCAAAAAGGGAAUGCAUUAUUUAUUGCUGUGUAACACUAUUGAGAGAGGAGGUAGUUAAGGGAUGGAUAGGCACAUAGAGAGGGAGGGUCUCAGGAGAAGGGAUAGAAAGGAACGAUGUUCACAAGAACAACGGCAAGACAGCGCCUAUACUGCCUCUACAGUUAAUAGGAAAAAUGUAAGAAGUUACCCUUAAGCUAGGAUGUUGCUCGGAAGUGACCAUCCCCACUUUGGUGCAGACACAAUAAAUCAGCCUAAAUGUCCCUAAUUUAACCCAGCUCAUUAUAAUGUCAUUAAACAUGACAUUAGCAUUGUGGUUUUAGCACCCCCAUGGGUUUUGCUUAGGCACUCAUGGGUAAUAACCAAGAUGGAGUCCCUUUGGCAAACCUUAGGCAUGCACAGCUGUAGCACCCCAAGAAGAAAAUGUUACUUCUCUCAUCUGGGCAAAACCCACAGAAGACUUCCCAGCUUCUGCCACAUAAAAGACACAGAACACAGAUGCCUUACUGGCAACCUGCUUUCAAGACCCCUGUCUUUGCUGAGAGCUUUCCUUUUUCCCAAUAAAUUCUACUCUGCCCUACUCACUCUC